Molecule: messenger RNA, 621 nt
Organism: Saprolegnia diclina VS20
Lineage: Eukaryota; Oomycota; Saprolegniomycetes; Saprolegniales; Saprolegniaceae
Exons: 1
Coding region: 1-621 (206 amino acids)
Source: RefSeq, a predicted model, not a curated record
AUGGGCAAGAAGGAGGAGCCGAAGGAGGUCGUCGUGCCGGUCGUGAUCGAGCCCGAGAAGCCCAAGAUGCCAACGGGGUACGAGCUGGUCUACAGCCUCUUCUCCCAAGAGGACACGGAGGCGCUACUCGCUGCACCGACGACCGCCGACGCGCAGGCAACGCUGGAGCGGCUCCUCGGCGUCGCCCACUACGCGACCAACUAUCGGAGCCGCGCGCACGUCGACCUGUGCCACUAUGCGCUGGCAUUUUGCAAGCACGCGUUCGCGUGCGAUGUGCAAAAGACAGCGCUGACGCUCCUCGUCGUGCACCGCCUCUUUACGACCGCGACGACGACGGCGGCCACGUUACCCGAGACGUACACCGAGCUCCAGACGCUUCUCACGCAGCACAGCGUCGAGAUGCCUCCGACGCAUGUUGGUAUCUUCUCGACCAGCGACGUCCAGCACAUCGUCGAGUACCUCGGGAGCACCUUCUUCCAGCACUACGCCGCGUACCAGUUGGCGUUCCGCGGUAGCCCAGACGUGGUGCGCACGACGCGACAGCUCGUAGUCGAGACACCGAUGACGCCAACGCCACUCGCUGACGCCAAGGAGCUUGGCACCGAGACUUGCGAUCCGUGA